Stegostoma tigrinum is the source of this 1302-nucleotide messenger RNA. It is a transcript of the gene dkk1b, whose product is annotated as dickkopf WNT signaling pathway inhibitor 1b. Lineage: Eukaryota; Metazoa; Chordata; Chondrichthyes; Orectolobiformes; Stegostomatidae. Gene Ontology annotation, cellular component: extracellular region. The transcript has 4 exons. Gene Ontology annotation, molecular function: receptor antagonist activity; co-receptor binding. The coding region runs from base 185 to 922 and encodes 245 amino acids. The record is from RefSeq and is a predicted model, not a curated record. Gene Ontology annotation, biological process: negative regulation of canonical Wnt signaling pathway; multicellular organism development.
GCAAGGUCAGUGAGUUAACCAGACAGCCAGCAGGCAAAACCUCCGCGCUUCUGGACAGAAGGAUUUAUCACUUAGCUGCUCCCACAGGUUUCUGUCAGGAGAGUGAAGGGCAUCUCGAGUGGGCUGUUCAUCUCCUCCUUGCAUUCAUCUGGCGGUGUCCUGGACCGGAGAGACCCUGCUGACCAUGUAUUUAAAGGCUGCUGGGGCUGGUAGACUGCUGCUCACCUUUUGUCUCUGCAACACCGUGAGCUCCUUCAAUUCCAACGCCAUUAAGACAGCCAGCGGUGCGGCGCUGAGUCCCAGCCACCCGGUCAGCGUCGCUCCCCAGGUUGUGGUCCGUCACAGUGUCAACAAAAACCACGCGGUCGAGCAAUUCCAGUUCUCCAGUUGUCUGAAUGACCGGGACUGCGCUGUCGAGCAGUUCUGUUCUGCUUCCAGAACCGCUGCCCAGCAUUGUCUGAACUGCCGCCGACGCCGAAAACGCUGUCUCCGAGAUGCUAUGUGCUGCCCGGGGACUCGCUGCAGCAACGGACUGUGCAUGCCUGAUGAUAUUGAACACACUCCUGGUGAAAUUGAGGAGAGCAUCCUGGACAGCUGGAACCAUGAGGAGCAUCAAACCACCUUGGACAGCCAUUCAAGGAGGACAACCCUCCCUGCUCGGUCCCACCCAGUUAAAGGACAGGAAGGUGAUGUUUGCCUCAGAUCCUCUGACUGUGACCAAGGACUAUGCUGUGCCCGACACUUUUGGUCCAAGAUCUGCAAACCGGUGCUGAGGGAAGGUCAGGUGUGCACCAAACACAAGCGGAAAGGCUCCCGCGGCCUGGAGAUCUUCCAGAGAUGUGACUGCGCCCAGGGUUUGUCUUGUCGGAUACAGAGGGGAGAGAAUCACAGCAAGAAUUCCAGGCUGCACACAUGCCAGUGACCCUGAACCACUGUGGACAAUGGUGAAAGGACUGACCCGAGACCUUUGGACAUUGGGCUGGGGAGGAGGUUUGUUGGGAAGAUGGGGGAGGGGUAGGAGAAGACUUCGGUUCAAGAUCGGCCGACUAGCUGAGCCCCCCCUCUCAGGGGCUUUAGACUGGAAGCAUGCUGGCAUCCUUCAGAAUUCGAAGUGUAUCGGGCUUCUUUUGGUUCCCUUUUAAGGAACUAUGUAGACUGUAAUGCUUGCAGUAAAUUACUGUGUUGUAAAAGAUUCAGUCUGGCACUUAUACUGUAAAUACUUGACUGACCAGUAUUGUGGAAAAUGCUGCAAGGCCUUCCUCCCUGUUCAGCCAGUGUUGUAAAUUGUUCUAUAUUAUUGCU